CGUAGUUUCUGAAGCGCCGCGCGUGAGGCAAUAGCUUGGGUCACUGGAGUCAGCAAACUACAAGUCCCGGCGGGCUCAGCGCCUUACCCCUUCCGGGUUGCGCGUCUGGUCCCUUUCUCAGCCAGCGGCAGAGGGGGCACGAUGAAGCUAGCGGGUGGUGCUGCCGCUCCCGGGCAGCAGGCGGGGGAUGCUGCCCAAGGACCCCGCAUGCCUCUCUAGAGCAUGAGCUCGGGCAAGAGCACCCGCUACAACCGCUUCUCUGGGGGUCCCACCAACCUUCCUUCCCCAGACGUCAGCACCGGGACCAGAAUGGAAACGACCUUCGGGCCUGCCUUUUCAGCUGUCACCACCAUCACCAAAGCUGAUGGGAGCAGCACGUACAAACAGCACCGAAGGACACCUUCCUCCUCCAGCACCCUUGCCUACUCCCCGAGGGAUGAGGAGGACAGCAUGCCCCCCAUCAGCACCCCCCGCCGUUCCGACUCAGCCAUCUCUGUCCGCUCCCUGCACUCCGAGUCCAGUAUGUCCCUGCGCUCCACGUUCUCACUGCCUGAGGAGGAAGAGGAGCCGGAGCCACUGGUGUUCGCCGAGCAACCAUCAGUGAAGCUGUGCUGCCAGCUCUGCUGCAGUGUAUUCAAGGACCCUGUGAUCACCACAUGUGGGCACACGUUCUGUAGAAGAUGUGCCUUGAAGUCAGGGUUAGUAUGCUGCCCCUCCCCAGAGAAAUGUCCUGUGGACAACGCCAAGCUGACAGUGGUGGUGAACAACAUUGCGGUGGCUGAGCAGAUUGGGGAGCUCUUCAUCCACUGCAGGCACGGCUGUCGCGUGGCAGGUGUGGGGAAGCCCAGCGUCUUUGAGGUGGACCCCCGGGGGUGCCCCUUCACCAUAAAGCUCAGCGCCCGAAAGGAUCACGAAAGCAGCUGUGACUACAGGCCAGUGCGCUGCCCUAACAACCCCAGCUGUCCUCCCCUCCUCAAGAUGAACCUAGAGGCCCACCUCAAGGAAUGCGAGCAUAUCAAGUGUCCCCACUCCAAGUACGGGUGUGCAUUCAUUGGGAACCAGGACACAUAUGAGACACAUCUGGAGACGUGCCGCUUUGAGGGCCUGAAGGAAUUCCUGCAGCAGACAGAUGACCGCUUCCAUGAGAUGCAUGUGGCUCUGGCACAGAAGGACCAGGAGAUCGCCUUCCUGCGCUCUAUGCUGGGCAAGCUCUCAGAGAAGAUCGACCAACUAGAGAAGAGCCUCGAGCUCAAGUUUGAUGUCCUGGAUGAGAACCAGAGCAAACUCAGUGAGGACCUCAUGGAGUUCCGGAGGGAUGCAUCCAUGUUGAAUGAUGAGCUGUCCCAUAUCAAUGCACGGUUGAACAUGGGCAUCCUAGGAUCCUAUGACCCUCAACAGAUCUUCAAAUGCAAAGGGACUUUUGUGGGCCACCAGGGUCCUGUCUGGUGUCUCUGUGUUUACUCCAUGGGUGACCUGCUCUUCAGCGGCUCUUCUGACAAGACUAUCAAGGUGUGGGACACCUGUACCACCUAUAAGUGCCAGAAAACACUAGAAGGCCAUGAUGGCAUUGUGCUGGCUCUCUGCAUCCAGGGGUGCAAACUGUACAGUGGCUCUGCAGAUUGUACCAUCAUUGUGUGGGACAUCCAGAACCUGCAGAAGGUGAACACCAUCCGGGCCCAUGACAACCCUGUAUGCACGCUGGUGUCCUCUCACAACAUGCUCUUUAGUGGCUCCCUGAAGGCCAUCAAGGUCUGGGACAUCGUGGGCACUGAGCUCAAGUUGAAGAAGGAGCUCACAGGCCUCAACCACUGGGUGCGGGCCCUGGUAGCAGCUCAGAGCUACCUGUACAGUGGCUCCUACCAGACAAUCAAGAUCUGGGACAUCCGGACCCUUGACUGUAUCCACGUCCUGCAGACGUCUGGUGGCAGUGUCUACUCUAUUGCUGUGACGAAUCACCACAUUGUCUGUGGCACCUAUGAGAACCUCAUCCACGUGUGGGACAUCGAGUCCAAGGAGCAAGUGCGGACCCUCACAGGCCAUGUAGGCACCGUGUAUGCCCUGGCAGUCAUCUCAACACCAGACCAGACCAAAGUCUUCAGUGCAUCCUAUGACCGGUCCCUCCGAGUCUGGAGUAUGGACAACAUGAUCUGCACACAGACCUUGCUCCGCCACCAGGGCAGUGUGACUGCUCUGGCCGUAUCCCGGGGCCGGCUCUUCUCAGGGGCUGUGGAUAGUACCGUGAAGGUUUGGACAUGCUAACAGAAUCCAAGCCAGGCCUCAGCUCCCUCUGGGCCUUGCCUGAGCCAAGCUGGUCACACAAGGUGGCCUUUGGGUUUCUGCCUGCCAUGUGAGGACAGGUAAAUGUGCUCAAGUGACCAGGCAGUGUCCACCCUGCUCCACACUCUGCAAGCCUCCUUCUGCUUGGUCCUGCCUUCACUCUUGCCAGGGCAAGGCCCAGGCCCCUCUGGGUGCCAGGUACGACACUCCAACCCAUCCUUCAUCUACACUCCAGAUGAACUGAGAGCCUUUUUACUCCACCUUUUCUACUGUUUUUAGACUGUAUAUAGAUUUGAUUACUUCCUGAUUGAAAUAAAAGUGGCACAGACUGUG
Molecule: messenger RNA, 2610 nt
Organism: Chinchilla lanigera (long-tailed chinchilla)
Lineage: Eukaryota; Metazoa; Chordata; Mammalia; Rodentia; Chinchillidae
Gene: Traf7
Product: TNF receptor-associated factor 7, E3 ubiquitin protein ligase
Exons: 21
Coding region: 223-2259 (678 amino acids)
Biological process (GO): Notch signaling pathway; ribosomal large subunit assembly
Cellular component (GO): nucleolus
Molecular function (GO): zinc ion binding; protein binding
Source: RefSeq, a predicted model, not a curated record